Dioszegia hungarica is the source of this 1152-nucleotide messenger RNA. RefSeq lists its product as uncharacterized. Gene Ontology annotation, molecular function: protein binding. The transcript has a single exon. Lineage: Eukaryota; Fungi; Basidiomycota; Tremellomycetes; Tremellales; Bulleribasidiaceae. The record is from RefSeq and is a predicted model, not a curated record. The coding region runs from base 1 to 1152 and encodes 383 amino acids.
AUGCCCCUCUCCAAGGAUCCCCUCCCUGUCGAGCUCCUCGAGCUCAUACUACCACAGCUUGAAACCAGGGAGCUCGGUCGGUGCAUGUCCGCCUCGCGUACAUUCUACCUCAUCAGUGCGCCCGUCCUCUACCGUACACUACGUGUCGACUUUGCGCGCGCCGUCAAUCCUCUCUUCAUCCGGGGCAUACCCAUCACGCCGCGCUGGACCCGGUCCGUUUCCCUUUUCUCCGGCCACAGUAUGGGCGGAACCGAGACGGGCAACUGCAAUCCGGCGCAAAAGUUACUCAAUCGCUUCUCGCACCGCAGUCCCGCGUCGAUCGGCUCCCUGCCUUCCUCGUACUCUCCUCUGCCUCAUCCCUAUCCUCACCUGGUCGUCCCAUACCUGCCUGACCGUCUCAGCUUCACAACCCAUCUCACCAUCACCUCGCACACUCACAACAUCUGCGACAAGCUCUCACCCCUCAUCAUGCCGUUCCUUGAGACCUUACGGAUCGUUCCUGCUGCCAAGGAGGCCCACCUGGACGUCUGCCAUUGCAGUCACUCGCUCUCCGGGAAGCUCUGCCCUCCAUCUGCGCGGUGCGGAUGCCCCCUUGUUGCUCAUCUCCUACCUCGGCGGCUCGUGCUCGGGGGUAAAGCCACCGAUCUCACCGGCUCCGCUCGCGGUCUAUGGCCAUCCCCUUCCGCUUUCCCUCCACCUCACAUCAAAGAGCUCCUCCUCUACGUCGGAUUGCGGGCGCGGCGUGGCUCAGUCCGGCUAGACCGCCCAUCCUUCCUGUCUGUCCUGCCGAGCUCGGUCGAACGGCUCGAGCUGGUGGACAUGUCCUUCCAGGAAGGGUUACAGCCUGAUGUGUUCUGGACAAGAUUGGGGAUGGCGUUUAUCGGGGAAGCACAGGGGACGAAUCUGAUGGGACUGGAGUGGGGAUUGAUCCCGGCAAACCAGCCGGGGUUCCGGUCGAUGGCCCAGAUCUUGGUUACGGUCUGGCGCAAGAGGGGGCUUAGCAGUGAGCGGAUCAGCGCGCUAUGCGACAGGGUCUGCACAGUUGGGAGGGCAGCUCUUGAGUUAAGAGGGUCACCGGAGACGGAGCCGAGAUGCGGGGCGAUAGAGUGGACGAUGGUGCAUCUGGACCCAGAUGGGCUGAAUCUCGUCUAA